UCAUCUGCAGUCGCCUUAUCGGAUGAUCGCACUCCAAUAAUGCUUAUAUUAAUAACCUUAAAAUCAGUCUAUAAAAUUGUCAAUAUUCAUAUUCCAUCUUCAUCACUUGUACCUAUAAGCCACUCUCUUUCCUUUUCCACUCUCAAUAUGGCAACAGAAGCUUCAAGCACUGAUCCUACUAAUAUCACAAUUCCAUCUCAUACAAAAGCUUGGUUCUACUCACAACAUGGAAAACCAUUAGAUAUUCUAAAGUUACAUCCUAAUUGGCCUAUACCACAACUCAAACAUGAUCAACUUCUCAUUAAGGUUGUCGCUGCUUCCAUUAAUCCUGUUGAUUACAAGAGGAUGCAUGCUUUGUUCAAGGACUCUGACCCUCAUCUUCCUAUUGUACCAGGCUUUGAUGUUGCUGGCAUAGUAAUCAAAGUGGGAAGUGAAGUGGUGAGAUUUAAGGUUGGAGAUGAAGUAUAUGGUGAUAUUAAUGAAGAAGGACUUUCAAACCUAAAGAGUCUUGGAACUUUGUCUGAGUAUACAAUAGCUGAAGAGAGGUUAUUGGCUCAUAAGCCAAAGAAUCUAAGCUUCAUUGAAGCUGCUAGUGUUCCUUUAGCUAUGGAGACUGCUUAUGAAGGACUUGAGAGAGCUGACUUUUCUGCUGGAAAAUCUAUUCUUGUUCUGGGAGGUGCUGGUGGAGUUGGAAGUUUUGCUAUUCAGCUUGCCAAGCAUGUUUAUGGUGCAUCUAAGAUAGCAGCAACUUCUAGCACCGGAAAACUCCAAUUUUUGAGGAAUUUGGGAGUUGAUUUGCCUAUUGAUUAUACAAAGGAGAACUUUGAAGAUCUUCCAGAAAAGUUUGAUGUAAUUUAUGAUGCAGUAGGACAAGUUGAUAGAGCUGUGAAGGCUAUUAAGGAAGGUGGAAAAAUUGUGUCAAUAGCACCUCCUGGAUUUCCACCAGCUAUUUUCUUUGUGCUUACUUCUAAAGGAUCUAUCUUAGAGAAGUUAAGACCUUACUUUGAAAGUGGUCAAUUGAAACCAGUUCUUGACCCUAAAACUCCAGUGCCAUUUUCUGAUGUCAUUGAAGCUUUUUCCUACUUGGAAACCUCAAGAGCAGUUGGAAAAAUUGUCAUUUAUCCCAUACCCUAAACUAUUGUGUUAAGUUGUGAAGUAGCAACAAUGUUUAGUAGUUAAAUACAAAGUUACUCCAUGAGGUGUAAGGUUGAUUUGUGUUGAGAGAUCUAUAUUAUCUAAUGCGAUUGUAAAUUUAUGUUCUAAAAUUAAAUGGAAUUGGAUCUUAACAGUUCAUCAA
Molecule: messenger RNA, 1297 nt
Organism: Lathyrus oleraceus (garden pea)
Lineage: Eukaryota; Viridiplantae; Streptophyta; Magnoliopsida; Fabales; Fabaceae
Product: 2-methylene-furan-3-one reductase
Exons: 4
Coding region: 40-1134 (364 amino acids)
Molecular function (GO): oxidoreductase activity, acting on the CH-CH group of donors, NAD or NADP as acceptor; zinc ion binding
Source: RefSeq, a predicted model, not a curated record